Messenger RNA from Somion occarium, 929 nucleotides. Lineage: Eukaryota; Fungi; Basidiomycota; Agaricomycetes; Polyporales; Cerrenaceae. The record is from the annotation of a GenBank genome assembly.
AUUCAAGGUGUACUUCGACCCUCCUAGAGAUUCAACAUGUCUGCUUUACCCCCCGACGCUGCGACACUUCUUUCUCAGAACAAAGAUUGGGCUUCCAAGUUUCAGGAAGAUCAUCCUGGCUUUCUCCCCGAGAGUGCGGAUGGUCAACGUCCGAGGACCCUAUGGCUCGGGUGUUCAGACUCGCGAGUUCCAGAGUCGGUCAUCACUGCAGCUUUCCCCGGCGACAUCUUCGUGCAUCGUAACAUUGGAAAUCAAGCUUCGCCAAACGAUGAUAGUUUUCAAUCAGUCCUCGAAUUCACCAUGUCGGACCCGAAUUCACCUGUUGCCGCCAGCUUUCGUGUCGAGCACAUCGUCAUUGUUGGACACAUCGGCUGUGGUGCAGUCGAAGCUGGCCUUGAUCUUGCCCAAUGGGAUACCGAUCUUCCUGAUAAAUCCGAAUUCCCUCUCAUUCGUUGGAUACUUCCUAUCAUCAAACUCGCAAAGGAGGUCGGCACAUCGAUCAGCUUAGACGAUCUCAUCAAAGAGAACAUUCGUCGACAGGUUGACAUCGUCGCGAAGUCGACCCUCGUUCAGCGUAACUGGGAGAUAACGAAAGAGGAACAGGAGACACCGGUAACAAUUCAUGGAUGGCUGUAUCACCUCGGCACUGGGUUGUUGGAGCCGAUUUGUGAGGUUGCGCGACCGGACGAGAAGUAGGGCUUUGACUAAGAGGCAGAUUGUUUGGUUGUGCUCGCUGAACUACCGGGGCGCCGCAGUAUAUACAUUGUAUCGAGGUUUGAUAUUUUUCAUUUGGUCCAAACGGUUGACACUUAGUGUAUGAUAGUCAAGUUGGCAUUCAGGAAUUCAUGCAAGUUACGCGGGAAGAUUCGGAAACCGCGGGUUUUGCCCAAUUCUUAAUCAUGGGCUUUGAAUAAGUUAAACCUAUCCUU